AAAAAAAGGGGGGGAGAAGAAGACGACGGGCCGGCGGCGGGUGGCGCAUGCGUCACCGUGUAUAUGCGCCCGUGUGACGGUAACCGGAACGACGUAGAAGUAUAGAUUGCCGAAGCGAGCGCGGCACGGACUCAGUCCUCCAGCAAACUCCACCGAGGACUUGUUGAGCUUGUGUGAAUCGAGGGGUAGCUAAUUCUGCCCGGCCGAGAGGUGUAAAGGCGUUCCAGGCAGGCCGAGCCAGGGCGCAAGAACGUUUUAGCGCUGAAGAUCAGUACAUCUCUAACGGCAUGAAGGCGUGUGCGGUGAUAACGUUAGUGCUAGUAGCAAACACGGCGUAUAUCGGUGUCGAAGCAUGGGGCGGUCUCUUCAAUCGCUUUAGCCCCGAAAUGCUGUCUAAUCUCGGCUACGGCAGCCACGGGGGCUACAUGAACCGUCCUGGGCUACUACAGCAGUCGCUUCAGGAAGGAUACGGUGGCAUGUACGGGGAAGGAGUCGAAUCGACGGAAGAGCCUUGCUACGAGAGGAAAUGCGUGUACAAUGACCACUGUUGCCCGGGUUCCAUUUGCGUCAAUCUCGACGGAGUUAUCGGGACGUGCAUCUACGACUUCGGCAUGAAACAAGGCGAGCUCUGCAGGCGGGAUAGCGAUUGCGAGACUGGCUUAAUGUGCGCGGAGAUGCCUGGACGCGAGACGAAAUCGUGUCAGCCGCCGACCACUUCGAACAAGUUAUACAAUGAGGAGUGCACCAUGUCGAGCGAGUGUGACAUCAGCCGCGGACUCUGCUGCCAAUUGCAAAGGCGACACCGGCAAACUCCCAGAAAGGUUUGCUCGUACUUCAAGGACCCCCUGGUUUGCAUCGGCCCGGUGGCGACGGAUCAGAUUAAGUCCGUGAUCCAGUACACCUCCGGUGAGAAACGGAUCACCGGACAGGGCAACCGCCUGUUCAAGCGGAUGCCGUACGCCUAAACGCUCGCUCGUCGCCACGACGGACGGGAGGUGUAAGAUAAGUUACGAGAAAAUCAAAUCUCCUUUAGUCGUUGUGAAGAUACCUAGGUCUAAGUCUGUCGAUUCGACAUUAUCUCGAUCUCCUUCCUAGUCCUAACUCUACUCCACGCCACCGAUACACCGGCAAGUAUGGCGAUAGCGUGACGACAAAAGUGGAAUUUAAUGUUACUCGGGGAGAUGUUGCUUCGAAGAUGGUCUCUUCUUCGAAUAUAGCGCGACUGACAAACCUAUAACACAUAUCAUACUAAGCCGUCUUAUAGAUCUCUAGGGAUAAGGGACACGCUAGCGUAGUCGUGAUAAGGAAGAAUGCGCUGACGUCUAGGAGGUUUCUUAAUGAUAUAGAGGUAAGGUACACGAGGAGCUCGAGAGAAGGUUCACUUUUACCGGUCCACACCGGUUGGGCUUGUCUCUCGAAUUAGAGAAAGAUUACUGACGCACUUAAUUGUUCGCGAGAUAAGUCAUCGAGGGUGGUAGAAAUAAGACGAAGUAAACGAGAGGCGUGCACAAACGAGGAAGCGGAGUCUUUGUUAUCGUCGCAGUGUCAACAUUGACUAUUUUUAUUCUAUUAAUCAAUUAUAUUUUCGUUACACUAAUAGUAGGGUAUUUCGGUCGACAAGAUCUAUCUUUCGAGAAUUUCUGAAGCAGCGAAAUAAUCGGAUCACGACCGUUGACGGCCGCAAACGAGAUUUCUUUCAACGACGCGAAAAAUUUCAAUGUCGAUGCCGCGGACGAUAAUGUUCAAAUUGCACGAGAGGCUUAUUCUUGCGAGCUGCAUUUUCAUACACUUUCACGUGUAACAUAAGGUCGAGCUUUAUUUUAAAAAUCUCAAAAUUGAUAGCAACAAAGAUUAUCUUAUAGAUAAAGGGAAAGUGAUAUGCAAAAAGUAUUUUGGAGUUAGAACGUAUAUUCAAAUUAAAAUCUAAUCAAGAUCUGAAAAUAAUCGAAUAAUUGUAAAAGGACAUUCUUCAAAUUUCAGAUGUCUUUUGAACUUUUUUCGAGAGCGACUCGUUUGUGAAAUGCACAUUUCGCGAUUUUGAAAUGAUAAAAUGAAGACAAUGCAGCUAGGAGGAACAGAGCCACCGCUUGCAAGUGGUGUAUAAGUUGUAAGUUGACUCAUAUAGUUGAGGAUCGGGAGAUUCCAAUGAGACGGGAUGCCAGCGGAACGCGACGAGAGAAAUCGUCUGCGAUGGCGGAUUUAAGGCCCAAAUAAACUAAACGAAAUAACAUUUCUACCCGAGUCAAGUGAUAUUUUCAAUUACGAGUAGACGUUUUCCACUUUAUUGCUGAAAAAUGAAAGGUUCGAGCGCAAACGGUCGCGAAUCAACCGGACGAUUUGGGAAAGCCGUCAGCGAUGCAGGCUCCUAAUGAGCUUCGAGAAACCGGUUACACCCGUAAGUCCGCCAUCGCACGUCCCGUUGAUUAUUCAAACGCACAGAGAUCGGCAGACAUUUGCUUUUCUUUCUCAUUUUACGCGAGAACGGUCGUCGUCCGGCGGACGUCGUAAGAAACGCGAGGUGUCACUCAGACGGUUUUAACGGCGAAGAAGUAUUUUCUACUGGGGGGGGGAAAAGAGAACUGAAAGAGGCGCAAGUACCUUGUAAUCCGGUCGAUGUUUCGAGUUUACUCUUAGGAAUCGUACUUAGACGUUUGACUCGACUCUACGUCGAAUAUACAUUUAUAUCCCUUAUUAUUCUCCCUAAAAAGAACUUUACAAACAAACAAACGAACACACACACACACACACACACACACACACACACCGUCGGUGUGUAAAUUGAACUUACAAUCUAAGUCACAUCGUGGAGUUGAGAAACAUUGAUAAUAUUUUAGAAAACGUAGGAAAAUUAUUACCACUAUAAAAACGAUACAUAUCAAAGAGAGAAAGUCUUUCUCCGCUACCUUAUAUUCAGAAAUAUAGCGUUAUAUAUAAAUAUACACGUAUACAAUGGCGAUGGAAGAGAGGAGACACUUUUAACUCUUAGUGGCAAAUAUAUAGGUGUGCGUAUUGUUCGUUUAAAGAGAGAAAGAAGAUAAAAUCCCAAAGCAAGUACCAAGAAGGGGUGAUUAUUGAACAUCGCUCUGUUAGACACUUAAUCGCGGAAAUCGUUCUCUGUCUGAAUAAUAAAUAUCGCGGAAAUCGCUCUACUAAUUGUAUUAACGUUUAAAGGAAAUCGUAAUACCAUACUAAAUGUACGAUACACACUGUUUGUGGCUAUGAGAUAUUACUCUGUGGAAAAAUUCAUCGUAAUAUUAAUCGUCACUGUCGUCACAGAAAGUAUAAUCGUUAAGUAACGAUCGAUUUGAGAUCGAUCGCACGGUCGUUUUACGCGCGAUCGAGGGAGGUGCUAAAGUGUGUUUUUUUUUUCUCGAAAUCGCGUACAACACAACAACAGCAACAACCAAACAAGAAUGGCAAAAGAAAUGCCCUAUUCACGUAUAAGCGUAGAGUAAUCUGUCCUCUGUCUCAUUGUCGAAAGGAGAAAGAGCUCUCGGCGAGCCGCUGCUUUUCAACUGGUGCUACUAAUCGCCCAAGAGAGUCCCACCCCUCCCCCCCCGUCCCGAAAAAGAGACGAUCCUCCACUAUGCCCUCGAUGCUUGCCGAAACGUUAAUCUACCUGCGUUAAGAGAACUCAAAACAUAUCAUACGAAAUGCCUAAUGCAUUUAAGAGGAUCCUAUAAAAUAUAUGAAUGUUAAUUACAAGAUAUAUUGUCCUAUCGGAAUUAUAUUUUUAUCUUCCAUCUGUAUGUAUACCUAAGCUCUAUAUAUUUACACAAUAUUCAUAUAUUUUCUCGAGAGGGGUAUAUAUAUAUAUAUAUACCUGUAAAAUAAUAUAGAUAAUAUAUACACGCACGCACACAUUUACAUAUCAUCGCCCCGCUAUAUCAUACGUAUGGUAAUGUUCCGACGUGAGGCUUGCAAUGAGACUUUUUAUCUAUCGUUCCAAUUUUUCUCGUCUUGCAGACGUGCCGUUGUUUAAUUGUUUCAAACGCGGAUCGACGGCCGGCCGGUUUACGGCUUAUACGCGACGUCUCGUUCAAUCAACGCCACAAUUCCGAGUAACUUUUCCCGAAAGAUGCGAACGUUCGAUACGAGAUAUCUCAGACCUGAGAAACUCUCCGAGCUCGUUUUCAUCUAAUCGCGCGCAAUGCCGUCAGAUUUGCGUCGUGUGAAAUUCAUUGCGCACGCAAAUAUUAUACAAUACGUUAAGUUUGAACUUUGUUAUCCCGCGCGAGCGCGUAGAGAUAUUUUCCUACUGGAUGUCUUCGGUACGUAAUUAUUUAUGGCAUACGUCGUAGGACACAUCCCCUCCUUAGAUAUAAAGCAAUGCUAUAUAAUUGUCUGCGAAUAUUUUAUAUAUUGUACUCCGUAAUUUAAUUUCACAACGCAUCUUCUUGUAUCGAAGUUUCGGUUUCUCUGCCUGAAUAUCUUCUUUCUCUUGCUAAUCUAAUUAGUCGGGCUAAGGAACUGGACUAAGGAAGUGUAUUGUGAACUGCACACACACAAAAAAAAGAUACAUAUCAUAGCUUGUAAGAGUCUUUGCCUUGUAAGGAAGUUCAGACGCAUGUUCACAAAGCACAGAAAAGUGGCGGCAAAUAUAUACAUAAAUAUAUACUUAUAUAUAUAUGUAGUGUAUACGACCUGCCGCAGAUUUUAAGGGAAAUUCGGCCGUCUGGCCUUGAGUCGAAAGUACCUCUGCCGAAAGAGUUAAUCCCAGCGCAAAAAAAAAAACAACUUUAUGUGUUUGUGACGUAUAUGUAAAUGUAUCGUUCAAAAUUACAGUAUUUAAAAAAAAGAGUUCUAAUAGCUAAAUGUGAAAUACACGAUGGUGCAUAUGAAAUAAACCGAAUAUAUUUCUGUCA
This is a messenger RNA of Vollenhovia emeryi, 4865 nucleotides long. It is a transcript of the gene spab, whose product is annotated as prohormone-3. The coding region runs from base 288 to 965 and encodes 225 amino acids. The record is from RefSeq and is a predicted model, not a curated record. NCBI's taxonomy places the organism in Eukaryota, Metazoa, Arthropoda, Insecta, Hymenoptera, Formicidae. The transcript is spliced from 6 exons.